This is a messenger RNA of Strongyloides ratti, 1056 nucleotides long. Its product is annotated as Paired box protein Pax-6. Gene Ontology annotation, molecular function: DNA-binding transcription factor activity, RNA polymerase II-specific; RNA polymerase II cis-regulatory region sequence-specific DNA binding. The transcript is spliced from 2 exons. Lineage: Eukaryota; Metazoa; Nematoda; Chromadorea; Rhabditida; Strongyloididae. The record is from RefSeq and is a predicted model, not a curated record. Gene Ontology annotation, biological process: regulation of transcription by RNA polymerase II; anatomical structure development. Bases 1 to 1056 code for a protein of 351 amino acids.
AUGGCAACAAUUAAUAGUAAACCUAUAACUAAAAAAAGAAGUAUUUCACCAUCAGAAAGUCCUGACUCAAAAAAAAAAAAUAAAUUGUGUGGAAUUGGAACAAAACCUAAGGUUGCUACGCCACAUGUUGUUGCAAAAAUUGAACAAUAUAAAAUGGAAAAUCCAACAAUAUUUGCAUGGGAAAUAAGAGAAAAAUUAAUUGCUGAAAAAGUAUGUUCACAACCACCAAGUGUAAGUUCAAUUAAUAGAAUAUUAAGAACACGAGCAUCUGAAAGAGCUGCUGAAGAGUUAGCAAUAAUGUUAUCACAAAGAAGUCAAACAUUUUUAACAGAUGAUAUUAAUCAAUUUUCAAAUUUUCGUUUAUCACAAAUUUUACCACAAAAUAAUGGAUUAUUAAAUAUGAAUUUAAUAAAUAAUAUUCAUAAUAGAACAAAUACAGUACCAUUAUUUAAUUACACACCUUCAAUUAUUAAUACACCAAUACCAGCUUUAAAUUUAUUGUCAAAUCCAUUAAGAGAUUUGUGUUUACAAAAUACUUUUACAAAUAACAUUAAUUCUACAUCAAAUUUAUUGAUACAAAAUCCAAAUCAAUUUUUUAUUAAUAAAUCAACAACAUCUUUAGCAAAUAUUUCACAAGAAUCAACGCAAAAUGAGAAAAAUAAAAUAAAUGAAAAGAAUAUGAAAUUGUCACCAGAUACAGUGUCCUUAUCAUCAUCAACUUCUGAAAAAUAUUCUAAUAAACAAAAUAAUUUACAAUUAAAUGUUGAUGAAAUAAAAUUACUUGAAGAUGAAUUUAGGAAAAAUUCAUAUCUUAAUAAUAGUACAAUAAAAAAAAUUUCUAAACAAUUUGGUAUGGAAGAAUCAAAAAUAUCUAUAUGGUUUUCAAAUAGAAAAAAUAAAACAAAAAAGGAUGAUGUUAAUUAUUGUAAGAAUGAAUAUGUUAUAGAAAAUGUUUUACCAAUUAAUAAGAGAAAAUUAAUGUCGGAGGAUGAUAAUGUUGAAAUAUGUAGUGAUAAAAAAAUUAAAAAAGAGAUUACUUUCAAACCUUAUGAAUAG